CCUGUAGCAACAACUAACAACAGGUCCCUGAUAAUGGAACAACCGAGGCAAUAGUACUGAUAAGUACUUGCUGUGGGACUAUUACACCAGAUUUUUUAGUGCCUCGGAUUAAUGCCUAUUCGAUCAUAAGCAUGAAGGAAGAGGCAAAUAAUGGGGUACAGUGAUCAUGAUGACUUAAGAAGAAAUCCAUUGUAAUUUUAAGUAAGUGCUGCACAUCUAAGUACAAGCAAGAUGGUGGCCUCGCUAGCAAUUCGUGAACCCCUGACUGUAUCAGCCACACUGCUCUACCUGGCACUGUUCUUCUACAUCUACAUCCAACUCAUACUAGUCCUCGUUUAUGGCCACAAAAGAUGGUGCUACAGAACUUUCUUACUGUACACGUGUGCCAUGUGGGCUGGGCUGCGGGUGACUCUCUUCUCCUACUAUUGUUACCUGGAGCAUAACAAUAUACAAGAGACCAUCCCUGAGCUCUCUCGUCAUGUGGGAACUGCCUCGUACUUUAUCCUCUUCUCAAUGCCGGUGUACUUGCAGUUUUGUGUCCUUUGUCUUCUUGUCUCUUAUUUCUCACAGAUUGUGCGAAGCACUGAAGACCGAUACCAACCAACAAGAUGGAGGAGCUUAUCAGGCCACACAGCAGGGGUGGUGGUGGCAAACAUUGUGGUAUUUGUGACCAACCUAACAUGUGCUAUCCUUAUCAAGGAAGCAGAACAUCAGAUGCCAGCCUUGACAGAUAGUAUUAUUCCAAGUCCGAAGCUCCUUGUUGCCAAACUUCCAGGAACUGUGCCAUAUGUCAUUUACAUCCGGGUUUUCAUCAAUGGGCUGAUGUUUAUUGCCAUGGCAGCCGCUCUAGCGUACCUGAUUGUGCAAGUGGCAAAAACUGCCGAAGUGCGGCUUCUUCUGGAGACUGAGGAUAUGACCCAGGCUGGGGCUCGUAGUGUGGGCAUCCUCUUAGUGACCCUCUACCUGUGCAGAACUGUUGCCAAUAUCCUGGCUCUUGUGCCUAAUGUUGGCUGGGUUUAUGACACUGACCAGGUGGACCUAUUGAGUGAUAGUGAAUAUGGCUACUACACCUUCAUUACUGUCCAAUUCCUGUGGGAGUACCUCCCAACACUUGCCUCCGUCGUCUUCUUUAGAGUCAAGAAGCCAGUGCUUUUGUCGUAUCCACCCAUAUUGGAACCAAUGUCCCGGUCUGGUAACAGAGCGAGUGAGAGUGAGGAUGAUGGGUCGUUCAAUCACUACUACCCUCACCACUACCUCCACCCACAUAUUUCAUUUCAGCAGGCCUCAGACACUUGGUUUAGUAAUGUGAACGAAAAUAAUGCCGGAGACACCCUCAACCCCUCCUCCCGCACCGGGUCACAUCAGAACACACCGCACUCUCCUGCUCACCGCUUUCUCUACCGCUACAUGGGCUACCGACCCUACCUUGAGAGUCAGUAAUGUGUCCUCACUUUCCUAGAGCUGACAUUAUCUGAUACUACUGAGUGACAACAUGUGUAUUAUUUAUAAUACUCAUGUAAUAUUGUUGCUGUAUAAGUAAGAGUUAAUGACCAAGGAGCAUUUAUAGUCAUUAGAAAGAGACAAGGAGCAUUUAUAGUCAUUAGAAAGAGACAGUUUUCUCUGUUAUUGAAGAAUGGCAACUGAUUAUUGGGGAAAAAUAAUCUUACAGAUAAGAGUAAGAGAUUAAGAUACAUUCCAUAGGUAUUAGGCAGAAACCUGGACAACAAAAGAAAUUAUUGGUGAUUCUUGAAUAAUAUUCACUGACAAUGUCUUUUGGACGUCAGGAUUCUCAAAGUAUACAGCAGCUGUUAGUAAGGCGAUGGGAAUCUCUUUUAACAUAAUGUUAUACAGUUUUGUAAAGAAGACUGGAAAUGAUAGUAAAAAUUUGACAGUUUUAGAAGAAAUUUACCCAGCUUGAAAACUAUUCAAUCUGAGUAGAUGAAUAAAGUUGAAAUUUUAAUUAAAUCAAUUUCUCAUGGAAGAUCAGGGUUUGAUAAUAAUAACCUAUGUGUUCAGGUAAAAGUGUUAAAUGUAUUGAAGAAAGAAGAGACACAGAAUGUGAUAUGGCAUUAAAAGAACUUAAUAUAUUUUCUUUGUCAUAUAAUGCCAGUAUAAUAAUAGCUUUACAUGUACUGUUCAGUUGUAAACCCAAAGAAUUUUUUCUUUUAAUGGAAAGGGAUGUUUUUCCAGUUCACAGUUCAGUAAUAAUGUUGACAAUACUUUUAUAUCCAUGGUGUACAUCCCAUUCGCUAGAUGACUUACACAGCUUUAAGUACAGUAUAAGAGAUGAUGUACAGGUACAUAUAUUUUAUUCUAACACCAUAGAUGAUGACACAAAUGCAGUUGUGAUGUAGCUGGGUAGUAUCGUGGAGUUCAUCAAGGCUGGUGUAUUUAGAUGAAUAUAUAUACAGUAUAUAUAUAUAUAUAUAUAUAUAUAUAUAUAUAUAUAUAUAUAUAUAUAUAUAUAUAUAUAUAUAUAUAUAUAUAUAUAUAUAUAUAUAUAUAUAUAUAUAUAUAUAUAUAUAUAUAUGGGAAUGAGGUCCAAUUUUUGCUGGUUGAAGUGGGAUUUUAUUAUAUCUAUUUAUUUAUUUUUAUUGAAAAAUUGGGUUUGUGAUAUCACUGCAGGUAAUUAAAGUGGCAAAAUGUUAUUUUGUUUUGUAGUGUAAGAUUACAUUUUUUUCCUAACCAUUUACACUUCUCUCAUUGAGAGCAGAUUUACAUGUAACAAGUAUCUUUACCAAUACUUUAAUAUCAGGCUAGGAAAAGUCAGUAGAAUUGGCCUAAGAUACUUCCUUAAAAAUUCUGCUCUUUUUUUUUUUUUUUUUUGCACAUACUGUAGAUAUAGGAAUGUAUACCAAGAGUGUUGCAUCUAUAAGUGAUAAUAAUAAUAAUAAUAAUAAUAAUAAUAAUAAUAAUAAUAAUAAUAAUAUAUUGUGCAUCUGAUACACUACACUGGAGGAUGUUGGUACAGACAUGCUACAAUAGAAUCUGAUGCAUUUAGCUGUGGAACUCUUGGUUCUGGGGUUAUCCAUGUUUGACAACUAAAAAGGUGCUUCUCAAUAUACAAAGUUGUGUGUGUACAUCGGAGCACAGUAAGCAGUAAAUUUAUUGAUAAAUGUGAAGUAAGAUUAUAUCAGUGCAUAGUACUGGAGUACUAUGGUACCUGGCACCUGCUUGGUAGUCAAUAAUACUGUACUGUAUUGGAUUCAGAUACUGUACAGUAAAUAGGUAUGACUUAUAUAAAUGUGUUAGAUAUUUUUUAAUAAGUUUCUGUGUAACGUAUGGUUCUUUUUCUCCUACAAGGAAGGAGGAAGCAUUUUGUUUUAAGAUACCCUUUUAUUGAAGACAUUUACAGUAUUCUUUUAUGGUAGAGGAAAAUAUGUGACUUUCUGUCUUAUUAUAAUCCAGAUGUCAGUGUUACCUGUAAGUAAAUCAAAUCAGUUAAAUGUAGAUUACUUUAAGAAAUCAUAUGCAUUUGGAAUAAACAUUACAGUACUGUACUUAUUUCCAGAAAUUAAAAUUAAUAAUUGGAUAAUGCAUUGUAUUGUAAAGGGAGACAGUAAGUGCAGUGAUGGAGGCUGAGUGGGGAGACUGGAAUCCUUGGUAUGUGUCACUGGACUAUAGAGAGAGCCAAUGAAUCAAAGGUACGUUGCAAACAGAUGUUUAUUUCACCAAAAAGUGCUGCACUACAACCAAGCAGCAGUCUGACGAAAAUAGUGUGCCUAUAGAUUCUGCCGCCUCAUUAGGAAAUGAAUACCGCCAGUCUUCAGAUGAGGUUUCUGGACAUUCAAGGAAAAUUAUUAUUAUGUAUUUAUUUUUUCUUUCAAAUUUCAAAUUUUUUGUUGCAUAUGCUUCACAUUGACCGUACAAUAUUUUAAAGGAAAAUAAUGCCCCACACACUGAGUCUCUCAUCUCUAUUUAAGAAGAGCUUUAUUAAAACAGAUAGAUAAUUACCCAAAGAAUAAUUCUCAGUCAUUAGCCUAAGUAUGUGGUUUGUUUGUGUGGGAUUUGCUUUAUUUUUUAGUUUAUUUUCAGUAUACAGUAGUGAAGUGCAGUUAUAUGUGGUUCUGAAGAAUACAGUAUUUUCAAGUGAACACUCCCACCAGAUGUGACUGUAAGCUGCUUGUGCUCAUACGUGUGGUAGAAAAUAUUUAUGGUUUUCAAAUACAAAUUUUUCAUCAAGAACAUUAGUAUGGUUACAAAAUUAGAUGCUGUAAUUUCCACUGGGUUACAGUAUCCUAAUAUGGUGCCUUCAAUGGAUUACAGUAGAAAUACAUUUAAAAUGCACUGAGGUGAAUCAGCCAUACAUUACAGUACAUCUGUACAGUUGUAAUAAAAUGCAUCUACAUUUUGAUUAUCUGAAGCACAAAGAACAAAUUUCAGGAACUCUGUACAUUAUUGCUAUAUCAGUAUACAUAAUUUGUUAACUACAUAACCUGCAUUUGUGUUCAGUUAAGUACUAUACAGUGUAUGUUUUGUAAUUUUUUUAUUUCUUGCAACUACACAAACUGUAUGUGUAGUGACAAGUGAAGGAUACUAGUAGUACAGUAUUAAGAAAAUGUUAUGAAUAAUAUUUUUAUACUGUAUAGGUAUAUUUAACUUAUGUGUGAAAGAGUGUUGAUGUGGAUAUUUGAACAUUUUGCUGAAUAUUUUACCCUUGUGCUGUAAAUGAAAAAGUAAAUUGGAUAAAAUUUA
Molecule: messenger RNA, 4695 nt
Organism: Homarus americanus (American lobster)
Lineage: Eukaryota; Metazoa; Arthropoda; Malacostraca; Decapoda; Nephropidae
Product: integral membrane protein GPR137-like
Exons: 11
Coding region: 232-1440 (402 amino acids)
Biological process (GO): positive regulation of TORC1 signaling
Cellular component (GO): lysosomal membrane
Source: RefSeq, a predicted model, not a curated record